Molecule: messenger RNA, 1395 nt
Organism: Angiostrongylus costaricensis
Lineage: Eukaryota; Metazoa; Nematoda; Chromadorea; Rhabditida; Metastrongylidae
Source: the annotation of a GenBank genome assembly
AUGAUUUUGGAAGAUAAGCAAGCCUUAUGCAACAGGGAGGAAAAGCUUUUCCCAGAGAUCGCAGCGUUACUGCCAGAAGACGAGGUUAAUGAGGUGCUCUACGGUUUUCGUCAAAUUAUUCCAUUAGUGCUGCUGUCGGUACCUAACCCACUUGAAAACAAAGGUCGUCGAAGUACGAUUGUCAUUCUGCGGUUGUUUUGUAGCAUACAAUUUGUUGAAAGUAUUCCUACUGGGAUGAACUUCUCCAAAGGUCCAAUUCAUCGUUCCACAUAUGGCGCUUGGAUUGAUUUGUUCAACAACGCGACUCGUACGAUUCAUAUAGCUGCGUUCUAUUGGAAUUUGAACUCGUCAGAUUACCGGACAUCUGACUUUGGACGACGCGUGUAUGCACAACUUGUUAGUGCUGGUCGCCGAGGUGUAGAUAUACGAAUUGCGCAAGACGUGAGUAAAGGUCUGUCGGAUAAUAAGGAUUCAAAAUGGCUGUCUAAGAUGGGUCUGGCUAAGGUUCGUACGGUGGAUUUUAAAAAGUUACUCGGCUUAGGUGUUUUGCACAGCAAAGUCAUCAUUGUGGAUCUAGAACACGUCUAUGUUGGCUCAGCGAAUAUGGACUGGAAGUCACUCUCUGAGGUGAAGGAGUUGGGACUGUACAUACGGAACUGUCCUUGCAUCGCUACUGAUUUAUUUAGAAUUUUUAAUGUAUAUUGGUACCUGGGACAGGAACGUGCUCAAAUACCUUCAAAGUGGCCAAAGUCAUUUGAAACUUCGUUUAAUCUUAAAUCACCAAUGAAAAUGUAUUUCGAUGGUGUUGAAACAGAUGUUUUCUUAUCGAGUUCACCAACUCCUUUCAAUCCUAAAGGACGCGAACAUGACUUGGAAGCGAUUACUUCGACUAUUUCAUUAGCCGAUCGAAGUAUUUGUAUAGCUGUUAUGGAUUACAUGCCACAAACGUUGUACAUGGAUGAUGACAAUAGAUACUGGCCUGUUAUUGAUGAUGCGAUUCGCUCAGCAGCAUUCAGAGGAGUUUCUGUAAGAUUGCUAGUGAGUAACUGGACACACUCCAAUCCUCACCAGCUAGCGUUUCUGAAGAGCCUCAUCGCUGUCAAUGAUGGUUUGCCGAAAAUAAGGGGACGCGAGGGGAGUGUUGAAGUGAAAUUGUUUACGGUGACGUCUUCUGAGGAACAGCAGAAGAUUCCGUUCGCUCGUGUUAACCAUAAUAAAUACAUGGUUACUGAUAAAACUGCCUAUGUCGGUACGUCUAACUGGGUUGGUGAUUACUUCAUCUCAACAGCUGGUGUUGGAGUUGUCAUGAAUAAUCGUGAAGGAAAAGGCGUUGUUGAGGAACUACAAGCUAUUUUUGACAGAGACUGGGAUUCUAAUUAUGCAGCAGAUAUCUAA